Messenger RNA from Cornus florida, 2092 nucleotides. RefSeq names its product glutathione synthetase, chloroplastic. Gene Ontology annotation, molecular function: glutathione binding; ATP binding; glutathione synthase activity. The transcript is spliced from 12 exons. NCBI's taxonomy places the organism in Eukaryota, Viridiplantae, Streptophyta, Magnoliopsida, Cornales, Cornaceae. Gene Ontology annotation, biological process: glutathione biosynthetic process. The coding region runs from base 9 to 1688 and encodes 559 amino acids. Gene Ontology annotation, cellular component: cytosol. The record is from RefSeq and is a predicted model, not a curated record.
AGGUCAAAAUGGGCGUAGGCCAUUCAUCUCCUUCCCCCUCACUUUCCUUCCGCAAUGACACUUGCUUUGCACCUACCACUCCUUGUCCUUUCAAAUACAGAUCACAAUCCAAUCCUGUCUUUAAUUCCACCACCAUUAAUUUCUUUCAGACCCAUCUCAGAAAACCCACCAAAACCACCAUGGCUCAAUCCUCAUCUUCAGCAUUUUCGCCUGUCAAUUGUGGUAGAGUUGAAGAAAUCACAACCCAGGAGGAAAAUUCUAUAAAACCCAUGUCUCAUUUUGAUUCUAUCGACCCAGAAUUGCUUCAGAGGAUGGUGUAUGAUGCUCUGGUUUGGAGUUCUCUUCACGGGUUUGUUAUUGGUGACAAAAAUGUAAAGAGAUCAGGAACAGUGCCUGGUGUUGGUAUGGUUCAUGCCCCAUUUGCCUUAUUGCCCACCUUGUUCCCAGAAAGUCAUUGGAGCGAAGCAUGUGAGUUGGCCCCCAUUUUCAAUGAACUUAUAGAUCGUGUGAGUUUGGAUGGCAAAUUCCUACAGGACUCGCUCUCCAGAACAAAGAAAGUGGAUGCUUUUACCUCCAGACUCUUAGAUAUUCAUUCCAAAAUGCUAGAAAUCAAUAAGAAAGAGGAAAUACGCUUGGGUCUACAUCGCUCUGAUUAUAUGCUGGAUGAACAAACUAAAUCACUUCUCCAAAUAGAGCUGAACACAAUAUCAUGUUCAUUCCCUGGCUUCAGUUGUCUUGUUAGCGAGCUUCAAAGGAGCUUGCUCAAUCAGUUCAGUGAACACCUUGGAUUAGAUUCUAAAAGGAUUCCUGUAAACACUACCGUGAGUCGGUUCGCGGAAGCAUUGGCUAAUGCUUGGACUGAAUGCAAUAACCCAAGGGCUGUAAUUAUGGUUGUAGUUCAAUCCGAAGAACGCAACAUGUAUGACCAACUCUGGCUUUCUACCGUACUGAAGGAAAAACAUAAUAUCACAACCAUUCGGAAAACAUUGGCAGAAAUUGAUUCGCAAGGGGAGCUUCUACCAGAUGGAACACUUCUUGUAGGUGGUCAAGCAGUUACUGUUAUUUAUUUUAGAGCUGGAUAUGCCCCAAAUGAUUAUCCUUCAGAAUCAGAAUGGAGGUCCAGGCUAUUAAUGGAGCAAUCAUCUGCCGUCAAAUGCCCUUCAAUUUCCUAUCAUUUAGCCGGAACCAAGAAGAUUCAACAAGAGCUUGCAAAACCCAACAUACUUGAGAGGUUUCUUGAAAAUAGAGAUGACAUUGCCAGACUACGAAAAUGCUUCGCAGGGUUGUGGAGUCUGGAUAACUCGAGUAUUGUAAGGGAUGCAAUUGGAAACCCUGGAUUGUUUGUUAUGAAACCACAAAGAGAAGGCGGAGGGAACAAUAUCUAUGGAGAUGAUGUGCGGGAAAAUUUACUGAGAUUGCAGAAGGAAGGGACUGAGGAAGAUGCUGCCUACAUACUCAUGCAAAGGAUUUUCCCUACUGCUUCUCCCACAUAUUUGAUGCGAGAUGGCAUUUGCCAUAAAGAAAAUGCUAUAUCAGAACUUGGGAUGUACAGUGCUUAUCUAAGAAACAAAGAUAAGGUGAUUAUGAAUGAUCACUGUGGCUACUUGAUGCGGACGAAGGUUUCUUCAUCAAAUGAGGGAGGGGUUGCAGCCGGGUUCGCAGUUUUGGACAGUUUAUAUUUGGUUUGAAGGAAAUUUUUCUUCAAAUAACUCCAGUUGGGUAAUCUGAAACCCACACUAUUUGUAAACCGAUCAUAUGGAAUUUUCAUCUGGCUAUGAUAUGACUGGAUCGAGCUUCAGAAGACAAGAUUGCUUGUUGUUUACCUUCCUUUUCAUUUUAUUUUCUUUUCUUCUCAUCCAGAGAAGUUACUACAGGACUGAAUAUAGGGCUUCCCUCUAUUUCCCUCUUCCCAUUUGCAGUUUAGUUGCAGUUGGCUAUAGACAUACCAUCAUUUCUUUUGUAAUAAAAUGCACAAUUCUCCAGGUUUCUGGUGAUUGCAGUUUGUGUAACGGGGGAGGGAUCUGCUAUACACAUGAUGUAAGAAUAACUUCUUAUUGGAUCCAAUUUUGGUAGUCUUAACUGUUUGAUUAAA